Messenger RNA from Heterobilharzia americana, 1278 nucleotides. The record is from the annotation of a GenBank genome assembly. NCBI's taxonomy places the organism in Eukaryota, Metazoa, Platyhelminthes, Trematoda, Strigeidida, Schistosomatidae.
AUGAAAUACUUUAAUCAGGUGUGCGACACUUCAUCAUUUGUGACUCAUGCACCAGUAAUGAUAGGCAAGAAGUUCCAAGUUAGCAUGCCUUCAACAACACAAUUAGAUGUUUCAACACAAAUUCAUAUGAAGGAGAAAGUACUGAGUGAUUUAAAUGUUUCAUAUGGUAAAAGUAGUAUAGGCGACAAAAUGAUCGACGAAGAAUCCAGCUUUAUCUUAACUGACUUCACGAUUCAGAAUAUCUGCUCUGAGUUAUUGUCUCAUCUAACCAAAGCAACUGACUGUGAUGAUUUGGUACUUUCAAGUGAAACCAGUACACAAAUUGGCCUAAUCAAGCCAACAGCAAUAGUAUCCAGGGUUGACUAUAAUCAAAAGGACAGUUCAACACAAACUGAUUUGCCGUAUAUUUACAUAACUGAAACAAAAAAUACGUCUAGUUGGAAAACAGACCUAAACAAAAAUAAUGAAAAAUAUACGAAAGGAAUUUACAAGCAACCUAAUGAUUAUAUGGUUGACGAAAGAAUUCCUAAAUCUGGAACUGCAGAUAUUUCAACUACAAGAAAGGAUUCACUGAAAUUUGUUGCCAAUUCUGAACCAAUAGUUGAUAGUUCAUCUCGCUUACUACUAAACACAUCAAGUCAUAACGAAAUACUAAAUCACUAUAUUUCAACAACAGACAUGCAUCAAACUGAUUUAAUUCCCAACACUCAAAUUAAGCGAACGUUUGCAUCUACACAGUAUGGAGAGGUGGAAUUUCACAGUUGGACAAACGAAAGUUUGCCUCCACAGCAAAUUAAAGGGAUAGUGAACAAACAGAAAAAAGUUAGAAGAAACCUGACAGAAAUCCCUGUAAACCGUAAACUCACCAACAGAAGAGCUGUCUCAACAUAUGGAGAUGUGAUCAUGAAUAUAGAAUUACACGGGACAAGGUGUAAACGUUCUAUACGCGAAUGUGAUUAUCUCUAUACCAUAGAGAAAAUGCAUGAUCAUAAAUGUUUAAUCCCAACCUCAUCAUCAUCGUCUUGUGAGGGAAUUGAUGACUUGUGUGACAGUUGCCGUUUAAAGUACUACAAACCAGUUCAAAUGAAUAUUGAAAUGAAAGCUUUUCAUCGAUGUCAUAGAAAAUUGAAAAGAUUAGGGAGUCAUUACAAAUCUCGCUAUCCUGAUAAUCGGGAUAUUCAUCUGCGCACGUUUACGAGAUGCUUAUCAGCCGACAAUUUAGAUAUGAGUAAGCAAAAGGGUGACAUUAUCAAGCCGGUUACUGCAAAACGUUCUUAA